This is a messenger RNA of Aspergillus ochraceoroseus IBT 24754, 1400 nucleotides long. RefSeq names its product bZIP transcription factor. Lineage: Eukaryota; Fungi; Ascomycota; Eurotiomycetes; Eurotiales; Aspergillaceae. Gene Ontology annotation, molecular function: DNA-binding transcription factor activity. Gene Ontology annotation, biological process: regulation of DNA-templated transcription. The coding region runs from base 238 to 1137 and encodes 299 amino acids. The record is from RefSeq and is a predicted model, not a curated record. The transcript is spliced from 3 exons.
CACCACCUAAUUGACCUCCGUUCGAUUAUUUCCUGGCCCUUGAGCAUGUCUAAGCGGCUUGGUACGACCCACGCACAUGGAACAACUAUAGUCUCUGAUAUUAUCGGGAAAUUUAACAUCCGUUGGCGCACAAGCCUGGGAUGCGGCGCCUUGAUUUGAAGUUUCACGCUUACCCCUAGGAAUAAAAACACAUCACCCUACUGAAGCUGUUGGGUUUUCCAUAUAUCAGAGCGCAGGAUGAGCUCCAACUCAGACUCAGGCCCGUCUAAAAAGAGAGAAUCCCGCGCGGGGACGCGUAGAGUAACAUCUCUCACUGCGGAACAGUUGGAACGAAAGCGUGCCAACGAUCGGGAGGCUCAAAGAACUAUCCGCCAGCGGACCAAGGAACAUAUCGAGCGACUAGAGCUUCAAGUUGCCGAGCUUAAAGCCAAGGGGGACAGAUUUGAUGAGGUCGCUCGACGGAAUGCCGUGCUAGAGAAUGAAAUCAGAGCCUUAAGACAUCAACUAGCCAUGGCGGCUGGGGGUUCAAGCUAUCAGAAUAUGGAGGAGUCAUAUGGCCAACAGACACAGCAGCAACAACAACACCAUCACCACCACCACCACCACCACCCGGGGUCUUUGGUUCCUUCCCCGCAAUAUCCCGAGGCCCUAGGGGCGAAUGCAACAUCCAGAACCCCGUCAGUCCUGUCGACCUCCAGUCAGGUUUCAGUGACACGCGAAUGGCAACCUUACGGCUCAACACGAACAUCCUCUAGAGGGGAAUCCACCGAUACAGAGUAUCCUCCCAGGGUCGAGCCCUGGGCUUUUGAAGGACCCUCUCAAACACCUGUACCGAUUUCUAUCCCACCUUCCCACGUCGGUUUCAACCAGCCAACUAGUGGGCAAAUGCCCGAUCCUGCAUUCCAACCCUACCCGCAAAUUUACCCACCUCCAAACGCUAAUCGAGGAUCUGGGGAAGGGAUCUCAAGCAGCCACACCCAAGGGAUGCCCUACGAGCCCAUUCAGAGAGCCGUGUCAGCCCCAUCAGAACGACAGUCUACCGGAUACCCUGCAUAUCAUUCAGCGCCGCAAUACCCGCAUCCUAUGAAUCAUCAGCAACGGAGUGACUAUGAGUAUGAUUGGACGCAUCGAUCCUAGACUCGUUUACAGAAUGAGUCCCCCAAGACGAUCGAUCUAAUGCGAAUACACUGCGCCGUUGCAAAAGUUUGUUGCGGGUGAUCAGAGCCAUCUCAAGUCGGAUUCGUCUUCUUCGCAACAAAUGGUGAAUCAGUUCCGCUAAACAAGGGUUAUACAAAGCCCACCAUGGCGAUCUAUCCAGCUCGAAAUACAUCCACCCCAUUUUUCCAGCACCAAGCCAGCCACCCACCUCACCGGACUAGCAAAAAUACCGGCCAUCUCCU